UUCUUGGAACCCAGACAGACUGAAAUAGGUGAACUGAGUUGCUGUUCUAAGUCCUUAUAAAAUUACUUGGUUUAGCAUCAUGUCGAAAAGAGUUACAUCGAAGCCAACUGUAUCAGAUAGUAGCGAUUCAGAUGAAGAAGAGAUCAAACCAAGAAAGAACAAGCCUAAAAAAUCGAAAAAGGAGAGUGGCACCGAACAUACAGAGCCGGGUGUGUUUGAGUUAACUAACAAACGUAGAGUAACUGUGCGAGAGUUUAAAGGCAAAAUCCUGGUUGACAUUAGGGAGUUCUAUGAAGAUAGCGCUGGUGAAAUGAAGCCAGGAAAAAAAGGGAUAUCACUGCAGCUGGAUCAGUGGGAAACUUUGAAGAAUCAUAUAGCUGAUAUUGAUGAGGCAAUCGAAGAGAUGAAGUAAUAUUUGUUAGUACAAGGUCUUAUAUCACAGCUCAAUGUGAUAUUGAUGUCAACAAGUCUGGAUUGAUACCUAGAUUAUCACCUCUUUCAUUUUAAGACAAUUUGCAAAAAGUGUAUCAAAUGUUGUGUUUCACAAUUUGUUUUGUUCACGUAUUGAAAAAUCCUCUUAUUGUGACCUUGGAAGGCAUGUGGCCGAUUUUGGUUCUAAAUAAAAAAUGUU
Messenger RNA from Pocillopora verrucosa, 631 nucleotides. Its product is annotated as activated RNA polymerase II transcriptional coactivator p15. Lineage: Eukaryota; Metazoa; Cnidaria; Anthozoa; Scleractinia; Pocilloporidae. Gene Ontology annotation, biological process: positive regulation of transcription initiation by RNA polymerase II. The record is from RefSeq and is a predicted model, not a curated record. Gene Ontology annotation, molecular function: DNA binding; transcription coactivator activity.